Messenger RNA from Guyanagaster necrorhizus, 4134 nucleotides. RefSeq lists its product as uncharacterized. Gene Ontology annotation, molecular function: guanyl-nucleotide exchange factor activity. Gene Ontology annotation, cellular component: cytoplasm. The record is from RefSeq and is a predicted model, not a curated record. Lineage: Eukaryota; Fungi; Basidiomycota; Agaricomycetes; Agaricales; Physalacriaceae. The coding region runs from base 94 to 4014 and encodes 1306 amino acids. The transcript has 14 exons.
UUCUGAAUUUCGGAUGCCUUCUUUCCCUCUCUACUGACCGACCCUCGCACUGCACAAGUCUGCUGCACGUCCCACUGAUUUUUAAAUGCUCUAAUGGCACUCAGCACAUCACCUCGCAAGGUGAUUCCCCUUGCCACUGGCGAUGAAGCAAGGUAUCGACAGGAAUCUGUUGGCCCCGGGCUAUCAACAAAGCGCGUAUUUUUCUGUGGAGUGGUCGUCGAAGGCUCAGAAAGCGGAAAGAGAUUGCCCGAAGAAAUACAAGAACUAGUCUUAUCGUUGGGGGACCUGCUCGAAACAAAUUCUAAUGCGAGCAUUUUAUCAUCGGAGGGAGACGGACAGGUAAAUGACUCGAACGGUAUGUCCCGGAAACGUGCGCUCACGGACUCGUCGGCUCUGUCUGCUGUUAUCAGCGAACUGGUUUCCACUGAGAAGUCUUAUGUUAGGCGCCUUCAGAUACUCAAGAAUGACUACGCCGACCCACUGCGGAACUUUGCAAAGAGCAAGAGUACUGCCAUCCUUCCUGCCUAUGAAGCCAAGACACUCUUUGGCAACAUCGAUAACCUUCUCCCCGUUAAUGAAGCCUUCCUUACGGACCUCGAGAAGAUGAUGGCACCGAAUGGGCCCAAAACUGUUGGCGGUGUCGGCGAUGUGGCACUCCGCCAUUUUAAGCAACUUAGAGGCUUUGAACAGUACAAGCAAUAUUACGUGAAAAGGGAAGAUGCACAGAUAAUAUUCGAGAGAGAGGUUUCAAGAAGAUCUUCACCCUUUGCGGCUUACAUUGACCGAAUAAAAUACCAGUCAGCCGACACGAAAAAUCGCGUCGGACUACGAGAACUUCUUAUGGACCCCGUCCAACGGAUACCUAGAUAUACGCUGAUGUUUCGCAUCAUGGUCAAGCAUAUGUCGCCUAGUGACCCGCAGCGAGCGAAACUCAUAGAAGCUGACGAGAUCGCGAGCAAGAUCGCUUUGGCUGAAACUGACGAACAAACAAAGCGCGCGUCGAUAUUCUAUUGUUUGAGCUCGAAUAUCCACGAAUUCCCACCUGAUUUGUUCUCUAACUCUCGCCGCUUUAUCGAUUGCAUAGAUGUCGAGGAUGUCAUUUCGGACGCGCCCGGCUCAUCAUCAGUAUCUGUUGCUAACUCAUCGGCAGUGUCCUUGCAUUGUUCUCUCAUUUUGUUCGAUGACAAAUUGCUAAUAGUCAAGCGGCCCGGUAACGGAGAGAAAGGAUGUCGUGUACUGGCAGGUUUAGAUGACUUGGAUAAGGUCACCAAAGCAAGUGGAAUGGGCAAUGGGAGAAGGAAGAAUGCUAUGACUUGUAAAGGCGUUGUUGAUAUUACUGAAGUUGCUGUGGCCGAUGUUGGAGGCGCUGAUUUUCAUUUAUACCUGGAAAGUCCUCCCCAAGAUCAAAGUGGCCGCUGGUCCAACCGUCCGCUUCGUUGUUUGUCUGUGGUACACCCACCAUCCUCUGUGAACUUUGAACCAUCAUCCACAGAAAAUGACAAGAUUCGCUUCUUAGAAAAUUUGUGGAACGCCCAAGCCAAGUACCGGGCUAAGGCCGGACAAUCUGUGGUACUUCGUUCCGAUGAGGUUGAGGUUGAUUCGAAGAGUUCGAAAUCCACGAUGGCCAGAACAUAUUACAACGUGUAUCAACGGAAAGCCUUCCUCCAAGAGUUAAAGAAGGCAAGCCUUCGACUGCUCUCCACGAAGAUUGUUGUUCAUAUCGACGCUCUUGGAUCUGCCGAUAAGCUUCCCUUCGGCAUCGGCGGUCCACCGUUUGCCGUCAUACGGUUACAACCUCUUGCUGGUGGUGUCUGUCGAUACAAGGUUACUUCAAGCGACCCUUCUGAUCAGGGAGAAGAGGACAUUGUUCAGACUGCGCGUGUUCCCAAUCGUAUAGUUCUUACGAUACACCAAUAUGGCCUGUUCGAAUUCCGCUCCGGGAGGAACUCACGGCCCUCGACACCUACUGCACGUUCUAAAGCGUCUAUCUUCGGCCUAGAUGCUAUCUCUCGUAAUCUCUUCAAUUCCCGACCAGCUUCGUCUGUUGGAGACUUUUUAGCAGGUUCAAUUAACAGCCAUAGACGUUCUAAAUCGGCCACCAGCCGUUCAUCGACAUACACCCACACUACGACGACAGGCGACGAUAGUAUAGGAAGAUUUUCACAGCGAUCCACCACGACGCUGGCCACUUCCGUAGAUGAAGAUUCCUUCCUUUCAAGAUCAUCUCCCAAGCGUUCUAUCAAGAGAGGAAUGUCUCCAGCUAGCUCUGUAGAGCGGGGUUCUAGCAGGAGCCUGUCAAGAGCUUCUUCAUCUCGGUCGACGUCGAGAGAAGGUGACUCUGAUUAUAGUGACCUUGAGGACGAAGACACCUCCUUGAUGGACAAUAUUCGUCACUUCGACGCCUCAGAGCGCAAUUUGGUGUUGCAGCUAAGACUGGCUAGAAAGAACAGCAAGAACCAGAAUGAGAGGCAGGCUGUGGUGCCUCUGAUUACACCCUCAGAAGGAGCUAUCUAUGAAGAAGAAUCGCCUCAUCCUGUACGACCACCCUCGCGUGCCUCAACUUCGAGAAGUUCAAAUGCAACCUCCAGAGAUUCCAACAGCCAAUGCACGGUGACAGGGUACAACACCGAAAAUCUUCGCCAGUCGCGAUCUCUUCAUGUUUCUGAAAGUCGCCCUAUGGGACCUAGAAGCCCAUCCCCGUUACCUCCUAAGAGCCGCCCUCCCUCUCCCACCUUAACUAGAGAAAUCGAUUCUGAGUCUGACUCGUCUCGUCCUUCGACUCCUGCCCGUUCCACGGGAAUUCCCCGUAGUAAGCGCCAACCAUUUUAUCCAACAGGAAACGCCGACGCAACUCCGAGACCGCAUAGUAGCCAAACCACUGUGGUUGAACCACUCUCCAUUAAGAAGAAGCCCCUCGCCCGUUCGGCUACUAAUGCUACAACGACAACGACAUACUCCACGCGCUCCGCGUAUACAGCGACGCGCUCGGCAACGCAGUCGGACUCUGGUCACUCAAGUCAUUCAGAUCAGUCAAGGCCCUCCACUAGCCCAAGUACAUCGUCAAACCACUCCAGCCACCCAAGAAACGAAACGAAUACGACACCUGUUGCACCGACACGCAAGACCCACGGAUCUCCAUUGUCUAGGUCUCAUGCACGGAGGACAUCCCCUAGACGAACCGCUACUCAAAUUCGUGCCUCAACACCUGCUAUGUCUGAUGGUCCGCAAGACGUCGACAUAGACGAGGUUCUUCAAAUAUCCUGUGUGACGAAGGAAGACCUCGAAUCCGCUCAUCGGGCGGUCAAGCGGAUCAAACUUGAAGUUGAGAAUCUGCGUUCUGCGAUGAUCAAACGCGAUGGAGAGACGAUCUCAAGGCCUUCAUCACCCGUGAAAGGGUUUUCUACACCUCAACGUCCUCCUGCAUUGACAAAGGCAGCCCAGGAACGUUUAAACGAGAUGCGUACGUUGAUAGGUCAACGCACUGGUGACAAUACACCGGUAAAUCGUGCUCGAAACCCUGUCUUCGAUACGCCUUUCCGCUCCGUCACUCCCGGAGCUGAUAAUAACCUUAAUUUCAAUACUUUGGAUUCGCUAAUAUCAGAUGCCGAGGGAAGUCUUUCCCGAGGAAUCUCCAACUAUGAAAACUUGAAGGCAUCCCUUGACAAGGUGCCUUCUAUACUAGCGGAGAAAACCAGGGAACUUGAAAAGUCCAAGGUUGAAGUGCAGAAUACGAGGCGGCAGUGUGAGGUUAUGAAGAGUUUGUUGGACGACGCUACAGCCGAAAGGGAGAUCCUCUACGAGGCUUUCAAUGAAGAGUUAGAUGGUAUGUUUAAUGAUGUCAACCUUCCUGAAGAAGAAGCUUGGAUAGCUAUGUCGAUCGAUCUACGGAAAACGAAGGAGGCCAGAAAUACCAUGUCAAAGGAGAAUUCGCAUCUCAAAAGACAAUUGGCUGAGGCAGAAUUGAAGCAAGAAGAAUGGGCGACCUUGUUGCGUAGUCACGGUCUUCUACCAUAACUUCUUUUUGACUUUGAGUUUUACAUGAGACAUAUGAGCCUAUUUACUUAGUUUUCUACCUGGUCCGGUGUUUGUAAUAUUAUUUCAUUACUGUUUAGGGUUAGGGCUAAUCGGGCCGGC